UUCCUCUCCCCCACUCCACUCCAGUCUCCACUCACCAAACCCAGCCCAGAGCAGACAAGCGUCUUGGUCCAACCAAAGCAACCGAGAGCUGCGAGUCCGGGAAGCCGGAGAGACAGAGGAGAAGCGCACAGGCACCGCUCGCCGGCGAGACCGACGACGGAUGGGCCUCCUGGAACACCCCCUGGAGGCCGUCGCCUUCCGCCUCUACUCCCUCCCAGUCCCGGAGGCCUCCGCGGCCACGGGCGCCGCCGCCGCCUGGACCUGCCUCGCGGCGGCGGUCCUGGCCGCCGCCGCUGGCGUCUGGCGCCUCUGCUUGUCCCUGUCCCCACCCCCGCCCCCGUCCGCCGCCGUUGCCGCCGCCGCCGCGAAUGCUUCGGAGCCGGAUCGGUCUCACGUGGCGGAGGCGUCGCCGGAGCCGGCCGCGGCCGCGGCGGCGACGCCCAAGGAGCGGUACACGGCGUACUACCGCGACGUCGGGUGCUGCUGCUGCGGCGGCGAAAGCGAUGACGAGGAGGACGACGCGGAGGAGCGGGGAGACGGCGACGUGUUCCUUUCGGACGACGACGGGCCGACGACGGAUCCUUUCGGGUGGGAGUGGGAGGUGGUGUGGUCGCUGCAGCCUCCUCUCAGCCCGGUGGCGGAGACGACGGGGGGGAGGUACCGGAGGAGCCCGACGACGGGGCUCGGCGGCAGCGUGGUGCAGCUGUGGGACUAGGGCGCCGUGCGCGGCCUGACGCCCGCGGCGCGCCCGCGGCCGAGGGCCCGGGUAGUCGUCGGCACCGUCGUCUCGGCCUUCUGAAAACAUAUCCGGCGUCCAAAUGUGCAAUAAAACUGAGCCUUUUCGUGGGAAGAAAGAA
Zea mays is the source of this 857-nucleotide messenger RNA. RefSeq lists its product as uncharacterized. The coding region runs from base 161 to 715 and encodes 184 amino acids. NCBI's taxonomy places the organism in Eukaryota, Viridiplantae, Streptophyta, Magnoliopsida, Poales, Poaceae. The record is from RefSeq and is a predicted model, not a curated record. The transcript has a single exon.